Messenger RNA from Pterocles gutturalis (yellow-throated sandgrouse), 1362 nucleotides. RefSeq names its product plexin-A4-like. The transcript has 2 exons. Gene Ontology annotation, biological process: negative regulation of cell adhesion; positive regulation of axonogenesis; regulation of GTPase activity. Gene Ontology annotation, molecular function: protein binding; semaphorin receptor activity. The annotation marks the transcript as partial. The record is from RefSeq and is a predicted model, not a curated record. Gene Ontology annotation, cellular component: semaphorin receptor complex. Lineage: Eukaryota; Metazoa; Chordata; Aves; Pterocliformes; Pteroclidae.
AUGUCGCCAGCCAUGUGGAAAUGGACUUGCCUGGUUUCUCACCUCCUGCUAUCCACCACAGUGUCGCCUCUUGGGAGGCAGCAGCCACUCCACCCAAAGAGGUCCUUCAUCACUUUCACGGGCGACCAAGCAGAGGGGAACUUCAACCACUUGGUGGUUGAUGAAAGAACUGGGCAUAUCUACUUGGGAGCUGUCAACAGGAUCUACAAACUCUCCAGUGACCUGAAGGUCCUGGUGACCCACCAGACUGGUCCAGAUGAAGAUAAUCCCAAGUGUUACCCACCCAGGAUAGUCCAAACCUGCAACGAACCCUUGACGCCCACUAACAAUAUAAACAAAAUGCUCCUCAUAGACUACAAGGAGAAUCGAUUGAUAGCCUGUGGGAGUCUUUACCAGGGCAUCUGCAAGCUUUUGAGGCUGGAUGACCUCUUCAAGCUGGGAGAGCCCUUCCACAAGAAGGAGCAUUAUCUCUCUGGAGUGAACGAGAGUGGCUCUGUUUUUGGAGUCAUUGUUUCUUACAGCAACAUGGAUGACAAGUUGUUCAUUGCCACUGCUGUGGAUGGCAAACCUGAGUAUUUCCCAACUAUUUCCAGCAGAAAGCUCACCAAGAACUCCGAGGCAGAUGGGAUGUUUGCGUAUGUCUUUCAUGAUGAGUUUGUGGCCUCUAUGAUCAAGAUCCCCUCAGACACUUUUACCAUCAUCCCCGACUUCGAUAUCUACUACAUCUACGGCUUCAGCAGUGGUAACUUUGUGUAUUUUCUAACUCUGCAGCCUGAGAUGAUCUCACCACCUGGUUCCACCACGAAGGAGCAGGUUUAUACCUCCAAGCUGGUCCGGCUUUGUAAGGAGGACACAGCCUUUAACUCCUAUGUUGAGGUGCCCAUUGGCUGUGAGAAGAACGGGGUGGAAUACCGGUUGCUCCAAGCAGCCUAUUUGUCUAAGGCUGGAGCCAUCUUAGCGAGGUCGUUGGGUGUUGGCCCUGAGGAUGAUAUCCUCUUCACGGUCUUCUCCAAGGGGCAGAAAAGGAAGAUGAAGUCCUUGGAUGAAUCCGCUCUUUGCAUCUUUGUCUUGAAAAAGAUCAACGAUCGCAUCAAGGACAGACUGCAGUCCUGCUACAGGGGAGAGGGGACGUUGGACCUGGCCUGGCUCAAAGUCAAGGAUAUUCCCUGUAGCAGUGCGCUGUUAACAAUUGAUGACAAUUUCUGUGGCUUGGAUAUGAAUGCCCCCUUGGGAGUAUCAUCCAUGGUACGAGGGCUCCCCAUUUUCACCGAGGAUGGAGACAGAAUGACGUCUGUGAUUGCCUACGUCUACAAGAACCACUCCCUGGCUUUUGUGGGCACCAAGAGUGGGAAGCUCAAGAAG